AUCAUAUUUACUCGUUACUGAAUUAAUACAGUUAUAUUUUCACGGUCCUAGAAAAUAUUUUGGUGAUAUAUUUAAUAGUUUUGACAUAAGUUCCAUUUUACUUCCCAUGAUAGUAAUGUCAAUAAUGCUUCAAGAUUUUAAAUAUUCUGAUGGCUUUGCAAGCGUUGAAUCAGUUGAUAUGGGAUUGAUGGUGGGGACAUCAUUCUCAAUUUUCUUUCUUUGGAUCGAAUUUAUUUUAUAUCUCCGUCUAAUAUCAAAAAUAGCUAUUUAUAUUUACUAUGUUAUAUAUAUCGUCAAAAACAUAUUUCCAUUUAUUGUGUUUAUGUUCAUUGUAAUAAUAGGAUUCGCGCACACAAUGUUCGUUUUACUUAAGAACCCUAAUAAUCCCCAAAUUAAUUUGAAAUCAGAUACAUUAAGUGGAACUGCUGAAAAUUUAAAUAAUGAAACAUUAUUUAAUAUUAAGCUUGUAUCUGAUUAUGAUGUUCAAGACAAGAAUGAUAACCCGUUUUCAUCCUUUUCUACGGCAAUAAUGGCCGCAUAUUUUUGGUUAAAUGGUGAUUUGAUUCAAAGAGAUCAUUUUGAUUUUUGGGUUAUUGAUUUAUUUACCUUAAUUGCUAGUAUUUUUAUUGUAACUGUUUUACAAAAUAUGUUGAUUGCUUUCAUGGGUGGAGUAUAUGAAAGAGCAGAAACUAAGGGUAGACAAGCUUUAUUAAGAUUUAGAGCGAAUCAAAUAGCAGAUUAUGAAGCAUUAGAACAUUUUCAUUUUUGGCCUCCUGAAACCGAACCAAAAUAUAUUUAUUAUGUUGGUCGAUCUAAAAAUUUUCAAGAAUGGUAUGAAAAGAAAAAAGAUGAUCAGGGUGAAAUUUAUAAAGAUUUUGAAGAAAAAUCUACAAUUAAUAAUCAAGCUUUUAUAGAUGUUGAUUAUAAUGAUGUAUCAAUUUGGAAAUUCGAUGAUAAUAAUUCAUCUAAUACCAAAGGUAAAAAGAGGGAAGAUUCUACUGAUUCUUCAAGGCUAUCAAAAAUAGUGGAAGAAAAUAAUAAUACUCCUGUAAAUUCCUUAGAAAAAUCACAAGAUGUGGUUUUGAAUGAAAUUAAUGAAAUGAAAAAAAUGAGAGAUAAUAUUAAUAAUUUAAUUAAUCAAAUGUAUAUUAAAUUUAAUAUACCUCAAUGAAUGGUACAAUUUUGUAAUAUUAGCAAUGU
This is a messenger RNA of Rhizophagus irregularis DAOM 181602=DAOM 197198, 1200 nucleotides long. RefSeq lists its product as uncharacterized. Gene Ontology annotation, biological process: calcium ion import across plasma membrane. The record is from RefSeq and is a predicted model, not a curated record. Gene Ontology annotation, molecular function: monoatomic ion channel activity. Lineage: Eukaryota; Fungi; Glomeromycota; Glomeromycetes; Glomerales; Glomeraceae. Gene Ontology annotation, cellular component: plasma membrane.